AUGAAGGGUCCUCUUCUUCUUCAACCCCAUGACUUCUCAAAACCCCGAAACAAGAAGACCCACAAUAAUGCCAAAGCCGAAAAGCUAGAUACUGUGCUGGCUGGGAAGUUAGUUGGCAUUAGAGGCGAUAAAGCAAUCAAGCAAAUUGUCCAAAGCAUUGAAAGGCUUGGACCAAACCAGAAAACAGAUGAAACCCAGAAAGGUUUUGGGGAAUUUAGAAUUUGGGAUUCCUUGGAGGGACUUGGGCAAAAUGAAAAAUGGGAUGAAACCCACAAAGAUUUUGUGGAGUUUGGAAUUGGUGGUUGCUUGGAGGAACGCAGUAAUUGGAAUAUGGGAGAAUAA
This is a messenger RNA of Prunus armeniaca (apricot), 342 nucleotides long. The record is from the annotation of a GenBank genome assembly. Lineage: Eukaryota; Viridiplantae; Streptophyta; Magnoliopsida; Rosales; Rosaceae.